AUGAUAAGGAGGAAGGAGCAGGAGGUAAGUAGAUUGAAGUGUGGGAUAACAGUACCAGUGGUUGGUCUGGGCACUUAUUCCUUCGAGAAUGAUAGAGAGACAACUGAACUGGCUGUCCAUAUGGCUCUCCAAAUGGGUUACAGGCAUUUUGAUACAGCAAAGAUAUACGGGUCGGAGGCGGCCCUAGGAGGAGCUCUAACGAGGGCGAUUGAGGAUGGGAUGGUAGAGAGAGAGGACGUUUUUGUUACAUCUAAGCUAUGGGGAAGCGACCACCAUGACCCUGUCUCCGCCCUCAACCAAACUCUGCAGAGCCUGGGAAUGGAGUAUGUGGACAUGUACCUGGUGCACUGGCCGGUGAAGCUGAAGCCGGGGACGUACAAGGCGGUGCCGGCGGAAGAUGAGUUCGAAGCAGUGGUAGACCUGGAGACCACUUGGGCAGGCAUGGAGAGAUGCUUGGACAUGGGGCUCUGCAGGUGCAUUGGCGUCAGCAAUUUCUCCUCCCGCAAACUCCUCCGCCUCUUGGAUUUUGCUUCCGUCCCUCCCGCCGUUAAUCAGGUGGAAAUGCAUCCAAUGUGGAGGCAGUCGAAGCUGAGGGAGUUCUGCAGAGAGCACAAUAUCCAUGUAAGUGCGUACUCACCACUUGGGGGGCCAGGCAACUCAUGGGGAACCACUGCUGUGCUCAAUAACCCUAUCAUUCAAUCCAUUGCCCUCAAGCACAAUGCCACCCCCGCUCAGGUUGCUCUAGGAUGGGGAUUAUCGAAGGGAUCGAGCGUGAUAGUGAAGAGCUUCAACCGAGACAGGCUGAAAGAGAACAUGGGAGCCCAUGAUCUAAGAUUGGACGAUCAGGAUCUACUUGAGAUAGAGAAGCUGGAGGAGAGGAAGGUUAUGAGGGGAGAGGUUUAUGUUAACGAAACAAGCAGCCCAUACAAAACGCUCAGGGAUCUAUGGGAUGGUGAGAUUUAA
Messenger RNA from Malania oleifera, 963 nucleotides. Its product is annotated as NADPH-dependent aldo-keto reductase, chloroplastic. The record is from RefSeq and is a predicted model, not a curated record. The coding region runs from base 1 to 963 and encodes 320 amino acids. NCBI's taxonomy places the organism in Eukaryota, Viridiplantae, Streptophyta, Magnoliopsida, Santalales, Ximeniaceae. Gene Ontology annotation, molecular function: aldose reductase (NADPH) activity. The transcript is spliced from 5 exons. Gene Ontology annotation, cellular component: cytosol.